AUGAUUAAUUAUAUCCUGGAAAGUCUCUUUGAUAACUUUAACACCCCGGGUAGUAUUAUUUUACUGGUGUCAGUAUUCAUUCUAUCCUAUGGACUGAUUGGUUUACGCAAACCACCUGGGUUUCCACCCGGACCAAUGGGAUAUCCGUUUGUUGGCAAUAUGUUAGAUUUGGAGGAAGAACCACAUCUAACCCUGGCUGAGUAUGGUAAGAAAUAUGGAGAUGUUUUUACAAUCAAGAUUGGCAGUCGGGCAGUGAUUAUACUCAACUCCCUAGAGGCUAUUAAAGAAGCAUUAGUGAAGAAACAGAAUGAUUUUGCUGGAAGACCAUACUUUUAUUCGCUUUCAGGUCUGAUGGCAGAGGAAUGCCAAAAUAUUGUCUUCGGUAACUUCACAGCAAAGUGGCAGUUACAACGUAACAUCGGACAUCAGGCCAUUAGAAAUUACGCGAGUGGCAAGAAGCUGGAAGCUUUGCUGAGAUGUAAUGCCUUUCCAAGUUUUCAGAGAGCUGUGGCUAAAAUGAAAAAGAGACCAUUCUACCCGAGACCAUUACUGCAUCUAUUAGUAGGAAAUAUAAUUGUUUCCAUGUGCUUUGGAAAAAAGUACGAACUUGACGACCCAGAAUUCAUUAACUGUUUGAGGGUAUUGAGUACAGCAAAUGCAUCUUUUGGAAGUGGUCUAGUUGCUGAUUUUAUUCCCGUAUUUCGACAUAUACCAACAUUCGGACUGACGAGAAUAAAGAAGUCUAUGCAAAACUGGUUAGAUUUAAUACAGCACAAGAUAGAUGAACAUAAGAAGACAUUUGAUGAAGGUAAUGAAGACGCGAAGAGCCUUGUUGGCGAAAUCUUAUCUAUUCAACGUAAAGCUAGGUUGUCCAGGGACCAAGAAACAGAAAAACAGCUUACCGAUGUCAAUUUACGUCAAACGGUAGCUGAUAUGUUUGGAGCUGGUCUCGACACCGUGGUCAACACAUUGGAAUGGGCCAUUGCGUACCUCGCUUGUUACCCGGAUGUACAAGCAAAAGUGCGUCGAGAAAUUGAUGACGUUAUUCGUGAUCGACGUCUUCCAUUGUUAUCGGAUAAGGGUAAAUUACCAUACUGUGAAGCUGUGAUUAACGAGGUUAUGCGCAUAAGAACAGUUUCACCGUUUGCAAUACCCCAUGCUACUACCGUGGAUACGUCUGUUGGUGGGUACACAAUACCGAAAGAUACGUGGGUCUGGUGUAAUUUAUGGAAUCUACAUAUGAGUGAAAAAUAUUGGGUGGAACCGGAAGAGUUUCGUCCAGAACGAUUCCUGAAUACUGAUGGUAACGCCAUAUCUAAACCAGAUAGUUUCAUGCCAUUUUCAGCUGGACGCCGAGCAUGUAUGGGCGAGACACUGGCUAAGAAUGAGCUAUUCCUUAUUUUUACAAGCUUGUUUCAACAGUACACAUUCAAGACACCAACUGGCGGCAAAACACCUUGCUUGGAAGCACACUGCAUGACUCAGUUCACCCGUUGUUGUCAGUAUGAAGUCAAGGCCGUUGCAAGAAGAAAUUAA
Saccoglossus kowalevskii is the source of this 1536-nucleotide messenger RNA. RefSeq names its product cytochrome P450 1A5-like. The record is from RefSeq and is a predicted model, not a curated record. Gene Ontology annotation, biological process: hormone biosynthetic process; progesterone metabolic process. NCBI's taxonomy places the organism in Eukaryota, Metazoa, Hemichordata, Enteropneusta, Harrimaniidae. Gene Ontology annotation, molecular function: heme binding; steroid 17-alpha-monooxygenase activity; iron ion binding.